Notothenia coriiceps (black rockcod) is the source of this 2312-nucleotide messenger RNA. RefSeq lists its product as uncharacterized. Gene Ontology annotation, molecular function: GTP binding. Lineage: Eukaryota; Metazoa; Chordata; Actinopteri; Perciformes; Nototheniidae. The transcript has 2 exons. The coding region runs from base 202 to 1857 and encodes 551 amino acids. The record is from RefSeq and is a predicted model, not a curated record.
UUCCUUUCCUUCCUGAUAGACGGCUCACUGGUGCUCACUUGGCUUCCCCGGGCAGAUGUGGAUCUGAGAGCACUUUAUUCACUUGAAGAACAGAAGAGACACUAUUGUGCAAAGACUACAAGUCUGAAAGGUUUUCUGAUUAGAGCUGGCCUGGUCCAGGUAUCAUCUGAUUUGAAAUUAAUUACUUCAAAAACAAAAAAGAUGUCCGGAUUGUUAAGCCGAUUUGUUGAUGCUAUAACAGUAAAAAGCAAAGUGUUAACAUCUGAGACAGGGCCUUUAACUGUUAACAAAAUUAAAUUGGAUGAAGAUGGGUGCAGACGAUUCAGUUUUGGGAAAAUGUCCCAAACUGUUAAAACUAACCGCACCAUAAUGGUUCUCGGAGCAACUGGGGCUGGGAAGACAACUCUCAUCAAUGGGAUGAUCAACUACAUUCUAGGUGUUGAAUGGAAGGAUGCAUAUCGGUAUAAGUUAGUUGAUGAGGGUCAGUCGAAAUCUCAAGCUGAAAGCCAGACCUCUGAAGUCACUGUGUACCAAAUCAACCAUCAGGAGGGCUUUAAAAUCCCUUUCUCUCUGACCAUUGUUGAUACUCCAGGCUUUGGAGAUACAAGAGGAAUACAUAGAGACAAGGAGAUCACAGAACAGAUUCGUAAUCUCUUCUCUUCAGAGCGUGGCGUCAGUGAAAUUGACGCUGUGUGUUUUGUAGCUCAGGCUUCUUUAGCUCGGCUCACACCAUCACAGAAGUAUGUGUUUGAUUCUGUGCUCUCAAUCUUUGGCAAAGAUGUGGCAGAAAACCUCCAGGUUCUGGUGACAUUCGCAGACGGCCAACGCCCACCAGUUCUAGAGGCGAUCAAAGCUUCAGGCGUCCCAUGUCCUAAAACAGAAGACGGGCUGCCAGUUCACUUCAAAUUCAAUAAUUCUGCCUUGUUUGCACAGAACCAAUCAUCUGCUGCUGCUGACUCGAGUGGAGAGGAGGAAGAUGGAGGCUUUGAUCAGAUGUUCUGGAAAAUGGGGACCAAAAGCAUGAAGAGGUUCUUUGUUGCUUUAAAUAAGAUAACAACAAAAAGCUUGACAUUGACAAAGGAAGUCCUCAGAGAAAGAAAGCAGCUCGAGAUCUCAAUUGAAAGUUUGCAAACACAGUAUAAAGUUGGGUUAGCCAAGAUUGAGGAGAUAAAUCAGACCACUGCCAUUGUUAAAGAUCACGAGGCAGAGAUUAACAGAAAUGAGAACUUUGAGUUUGAAGUAAUAGUUAAAAAGCCUUUUCAAGAAGAUAUUUCUCGUGCUGGAAUUUUCAUCACAAACUGUCAGCUGUGUCAUUUCACCUGUCACAAGGUAUGUGGAAUUCCUAAUGAUGCAGAUAAAAAUGGCUGUAUAGCAAUCGGACAUGAUGGAAACUGUACUGUGUGUCCAGGUAAAUGUCAUUGGACAAACCAUUUUAACCAGAAGUACAGAUGGGAGUAUAAGGAUGUUAAAGUAAAGCAAACAGUGCAGGAGCUGAAAGAAAAGUUCCUGAAGGCCUCAGAGGCUAAGGGAACUGUUCAGGAAUUGAUCGACCAGCUCGAGGUUGAAUAUCAGCGUCUUCAGGCUGAUGUGAGGGAGAUAAUGGAGAGGGCUGCCAAGUGUCUGAACAGACUAGGAGAGAUCGCACUGAAGCCAAAUCCUCUCUCCACUCCAGAGUACAUUGACCUGCUGAUUGAGGGAGAGAAAUCUGAGGCCAAGUCAGGCUGGAAGCAACGAGUCCAGUACCUGAUGGAGAUGAGAGGAAAAGCAGAGCUCAUGGGUAAAGUAAGCAGAGGAGAAAAAAUACUAACAAGACAAGAAUCUCAAGCUCAAGGAGAAUCAAGAUCAGUGCCAACCUAGACCAAGACAAAGAGCUGAAAACAAUAAGACUAAGAAGAGACUCAAGACAUGAUACUGACCCAGACAUUUGAAUGACUAUAGAUAACCAAGUGUUGGGACCAAAAGAGGACCAUGUCGUUUUUUCUGUGCUUACACGUCGUGUUUUAACUGUAUUUUUCUAAAUCACCAUGGUUUCAAUUUUGGAAAAGAUGUUUUAUGAAUGUUGAUGAAUCUAAAAAGCAAUCCUUGAAAGAAAUGCUGAAUAAGAGAUUGACCUGAGUUAUAGAAGCCAGAGGAACAGAAGAGUCAGGAUAUUUUGUGUUUACGAACGACAUGUGUGAUUUUGUUGUUGAUUUUUUAUGCUGUGUUGUAACGCCAAAGUAAUGUUGUUCAAGCCAUGUCAAUAAGGAGGCGUGUGGCGCAGUGGAUAGAGUGUUUGGACCAGGGGGUCACAGGUUCAAACCCCACUGCAGUCA